Molecule: messenger RNA, 1930 nt
Organism: Cuscuta epithymum
Lineage: Eukaryota; Viridiplantae; Streptophyta; Magnoliopsida; Solanales; Convolvulaceae
Source: the annotation of a GenBank genome assembly
UCACGGGGUUGAAAAUGUGGUCAAACUCUGGUUUUGUAUCAUGUAGACAUUAUCAUAAUAAUGCAUUUCUGUCUUUACGCUACAAUAUGCAAUUCCAACGUCAAUAAACAAAAAAGAAACCCCAGGGCACAGAUUAUCAUAAUCGAGCAAAAUUACAACAAUUCAUUCAUAUUUAGAAAAAGUUAUCCACACACUCAAGACGAUUCCCAUUCUAAUAAAUCAUAAUUAAAUUCACUCUCUUGUGAGAAGAGAAGAAAGGCAGUAGAUAGAGCUUGAAAAUGGUGUCCCUUCAUCAUCUUAAGACAUCAAGUUUAUUUUUCUUUGGGUUUCUCUGUUUCUGGGUUUUACCAUUUUCAGAAUCAUCAUCCCAAAGAUCAGCACAGGAUUUGGAUAAGAUAGAAUAUUUGCCUGGCCAGCCAAACAGCCCUUUGAUCACCCAAUACUCUGGCUACAUCACAGUUAAUGAGUCUAAUGGACGGGCCCUAUUCUACUGGUUCUUUGAGGCUCAAUCUCAACCGUCCAUCAAACCUCUUGUCCUCUGGCUCAAUGGAGGACCUGGUUGCUCAUCAAUUGGAUAUGGAGCGGCUUCUGAAUUGGGUCCUCUCAGAGUUGAGAAAGAUGGGGUUGCUCUCCACUUCAACAACUAUUCAUGGAAUAAAGAAGCCAAUUUGUUGUUUGUUGAGUCUCCAGUGGGGGUUGGGUUCUCUUACACAAACACAUCCUCCGAUUUGAAUCGACUGGACGACGAAUUUGUUGCUCAGGAUUCCUACAACUUCCUGGUUAAUUGGCUAGAGAGAUUCCCGCAGUUCAAGAAUCAUGAUUUCUUCAUAGCAGGGGAAAGCUAUGCAGGACACUACGUUCCCCAACUCGCUGAAGUUAUUUUUGAUCGAAACAAGGACAAGAGACCAUACCGGCAUAUAAAUCUCAAGGGCUUCAUAGUGGGGAACCCAGAAACAAAUGACUAUUAUGAUAAUAAAGGCCUUUUAGAGUAUGCAUGGAGUCAUGCAAUAAUUUCUGGUGAGCAGUAUUACAAGGCAGAAGCAGUAUGCGACUUUCGAAGAUCUAACUGGUCAGAUGAAUGCACUGAUGCCAUGUCUAAUGUAUUCAGUAAGUACGGUGAUAUUGAUAUCUAUAACAUCUAUGCUCCUAAGUGUCUUCUCAACGAUUCAUCGUCAGCAACUACUGAUAUCAAUCUUGUGCCGGAUAAGGAAAGAAGAUAUGGAAAGGGGAGCAUGAAGGUAAUCAUCCCCGGGGGUUAUGCACCCUGCUAUUCCCGAUAUGCCAAAGAUUACUUCAAUAGGAUUGAUGUUCAAAAGGCUUUCCAUGUAAGCUCUAUAGUCAACUGGAAAACAUGCAGUGGACCUAUACUUAAUUCAUACAAUUACAAUACCUUUUCCAUACUGCCAGUUUAUGAAAAGCUAAUCAAAGGUGGGCUCAGGAUUUGGAUUUACAGUGGGGACGCUGAUGGGAGAGUACCAGUGAUUGGGACAAGAUAUUGCAUAGAAAGCCUUAAGCUUUCUCUGAAAUCCCCGUGGCGCUCUUGGUUCAACAAUCAUCAGGUAGGAGGAAGGGUUGUUGAGUACAAUGGAUUGACGUUUGUGACAGUGAGGGGGGCAGGUCAUCUUGUACCUCUCAAUAAACCGAGUGAAGCUCUAGCACUUAUACAUUCCUUCUUGUCUGGUGAAGAACUCCCAACUCAUAGAUGACAAGUUCACAUAAGCACCUGAUCUUAUUAGCUAUUGCAUGUAUUAUUAUUGAUUAUUAUUAUUAGUAUUAAUAUUCAUUAACCGAUUUAAUGGCUAUACUUCUAUUUUGAAUUUAGCAUGCCAUUUACAUGAACAAAUCUAUAAAGAUUUAGUUAUUCUUGCUUUAGUACAAAUCCAUAAAUAUUAAUACAAUGACUCACACCCAUCACGGGUGAUAUUCUCAC